AUGGCGGUAACUACACUGCGAAAAAGCCCUAAAAUCACCUCUUCUCUCCCUCUCUUCUCCAAUGCCACCGCCACCACUGAUCCCUCUCCCCGCUCCACCAUCCUUGACGCCGCCUCCAUCGUCCGUAUCAAAUCCACCAUCCGCGAAGAAUGCAACCCUAGCCGCCUUGCCGAGCUCUUCAAAUCUGCGGCCACCACCCCGCUCUUUUAUGGAGACCGCGUCAUCUACAAGAUCGCAAUCCAAAAGCUUGUUCGUUCUCGCCGUCCCGACCUAAUUGAGCUCCUCCUCGAACAGCAGGUCACCGAUCCCUCCACCCCCAAAUCAGAGGGCUUCCUCAUGCGCAUUAUCUCCCUCUACGGAAGAGCUUCCAUGCCGGAUCACGCUGCUUCAACCUUUGACCGCAUCACUCUUCGCCGUUCGGAGCGCUCGCUCUGCGCUCUCCUCAACGCCUUCCGCGCGUGCGGUCAGCACGCGCGCGUUCUUGAAACAUUCCAGAAAGCUGAGCUGGUGCAUGGGGUCGCCCCGGGGAUAGCCUCUUGCAAUAUUCUUCUUAGAUCGCUUUGUGAAGAUGGCAAAACUGAAGCCGCCCGGAGCAUGCUCGACGAAUUGCCUAAGAGAGAUAUAUUGCCUGAUAUCAUUUCUUAUAAUAUGGUUUUGAAUGGGUAUUUGAAACAGAAGAAUGAGGAAGGCUUUGAGGAGCUUCUGAAGGAAUUGUCGAAAAAGAAGCUGGAUGCUAAUGUGUCGACCUACAACUGCAGAAUAGCUGGGCUUUGCGAUAAAGGAAGGAGCGUUGAAGCGGAGGAACUUUUGGAUGUGAUGACUUCAAAGGGCAUUUCCCCAAAUUUUUUUAGCUUUAAUAGUUUAAUUUUUGGGUUUUGCAAUGAAGGGAAUGCCUGUGCAGCCAUGAGGAUUUUCAGGAGGAUGCAGGAAUUAAAGAGCAAGUAUGGCAGUGCAGCCUCUGCAAAUUCUGCAACUUAUGCAGUUUUGCUCAAUUGUUUGGUUGAGAAAGGAGAAUUUCAUUCGGCUUUGGAGAUCUGCAACCUGUGCUUGAGUAAGAAAUGGGCACCUCCAUUUCAUGCUGUGAAAGGAUUGGUCCAUGGCUUGAUUAAGAACUCAAAUGUGAAGGAAGCCAAGAAUGUUUUAGAAGAGAUGAGGGAAGCUGUUACAGGUGAUUCCAUUGAGGCAUGGAAAAAUGUUGAGGAGAGGAAGAGGGAGAAAGGAGACGAGGCAAAAACCAAUGGUAUUGCCUGCACAAGAAUGGAGAUGACACCAAGGAAGGAGCAACGCAACUUGCCGGAAGAAGGAAUCGAGCAAUCCUUGUGUUUGAUUUGUGCAGAUGAAGGCAACAACAAGUUGAAGCCUGCGAAGUGGAAAGAUGAUGUCGCAAGGAGAGACGUCUCACGCGAACAAGGAAGACGACGACGCCCAUAG
This is a messenger RNA of Phalaenopsis equestris, 1431 nucleotides long. RefSeq names its product pentatricopeptide repeat-containing protein At1g11630, mitochondrial-like. Gene Ontology annotation, molecular function: protein binding. The coding region runs from base 1 to 1431 and encodes 476 amino acids. Lineage: Eukaryota; Viridiplantae; Streptophyta; Magnoliopsida; Asparagales; Orchidaceae. The record is from RefSeq and is a predicted model, not a curated record. The transcript has 2 exons.